Messenger RNA from Xenopus laevis (African clawed frog), 11540 nucleotides. Its product is annotated as mucin-5AC-like. The record is from RefSeq and is a predicted model, not a curated record. Lineage: Eukaryota; Metazoa; Chordata; Amphibia; Anura; Pipidae. The transcript has 39 exons. The coding region runs from base 37 to 11154 and encodes 3705 amino acids.
ACCCAGUUCGGUAAUAAGUUACUGAACAUAGGAAAAAUGGGGAAAAGCAGGGGAAUAUGGAGCUCUUUCUAUGCUCUCUUGAUAGUGCUUCCCUGUCUCCAGGCACAAGGAACAUAUUCCUUUAUUUCACCAAGCUUAAAUCCCAUUUUCACAAGCAGUUCCUCUGCCCAUAAUGGAUAUGUCUGCAGUACAUGGGGCAAUAACUAUUUCAAGGCUUUAGAUGGCGAUAUCUUCUACUUUCCUGGACAAUGCAACUACUUGUUUGCCUCAAACUGUAAAAGUGUCACUGAAGACUUUAACAUCCAGAUCAGGCGUUCUGUUGUGAAUGGUCUACCUACAGUGAGCCACAUUAGCAUGAAGAUCGAAGGGGUAUUUAUUGAACUAACAAAAGAUGCCAUUAAAUUCAGUAAUCAAGUGGUGACCCUGCCAUACAGUUUCUCAGGAAUUCAGAUUGAUAGAAUUGGAGCGUACAUCAGAGUCAUCAAAGUGGGCCUGGAAUUUAAGUGGAAUGAAGAUGAUGCUGCAAUGUUGGAACUGGAUCAGAAAUAUCAGAAUCAGACUUGUGGUCUUUGUGGAGACUUUAAUGGAGAUUCCGUUUAUAAUGAAUUCAUGUUUAACAAUGUCAAAUUAACUGAUAAUCAGUAUGGAAAUCUGCAGAAGAUGAAUGGUCCAACUGAAACAUGUGCAGAUGUGCUUGAGGUUCCUCAGAACAACUGCACUGAUCUGAGCAGCAUUUGCCAGGUGAUCUUGUCCGGUCCAUCAUUUUCAUCCUGCAACCUUCUUGUCGAUCCUGCUCCAUACAUAAAUGCUUGUGUACAGGACCGAUGCCGAUGUGCAAGUAGUUCAACUGGAUUCUGCCUCUGUAAUACAUUCACAGAAUAUUCCCGUCAAUGUGCUCAUGCUGGGGGCUUCCCAAGCAACUGGAGAACUUCUGAUUUGUGCCCUUUACAAUGUAAUUACAAUAUGGAGUACAGAGAAUGUGGAACAGCUUGUCCAGACACCUGCAGCAAUCCUGACCGCUCAUUAUCCUGUGACAGACAUUGCACAGAUGGAUGCUUUUGUCCAGAUGGAACUGUGUGGGAUGACAUUAACAACUCAGGGUGCAUUCCCAGCUACCAGUGUUCCUGUGCUUAUAACGGAAAUGUAUACAAUUCUGGAAGCUCCUAUUUUGCACAGUGUCAGACAUGCACAUGUUAUAGAGGAAAAUGGAAAUGUGUUGACCGAGAUUGUUCUGGAUCAUGUUCAAUUAUUGGAGGAUCUCACAUCACCACCUUUGAUUUCAAUCGUUACAACUUUUUUGGUGAUUGCAGCUAUGUCCUGGCAAAGACAAGUGACAAGCAGUUCAGUGUGGUGGGAGAACUGAGAAAGUGUGAAAUCAAAGACACUACAACUUGCUUAAAAAGUAUUAUCAUCGCUUUAGAGUAUGGAAAUGAGGUUAUUGAAAUUCAGCCCACUGGCAGUGUAGAUGUGAAUGGUAUCUUCUCCCAGCUACCAAUCUCCUCAGCAAGUGUAACCAUCUUCCAGCCUUCGACCUUCUACAUCAUUGUGCAAACAGCUGUAGGACUUCAGGUGGAGGUUCAGUUAGGCUCAGUAAUGCAAGUGUACCUUUAUCUAGAGCCAAAGUGGAGGGCACAAGUGUCUGGACUCUGUGGUGAUUACAAUAAUGUUCAAAUGGAUGACUUCAAAGUACUUAGUGGAGUUAUUGAAGGGACGGCCUCCUCUUUCGGUAAUACCUGGAAGACCCAAGCAAGCUGCCCUAAUGUCUUAUCAUACUUUGAUGAUCCAUGCUCACUCAGUGUUGAAAAUGCAAAUUAUGCUCAGUUCUGGUGCUCAAAGUUGACUGACCAUGCAGGACCAUUUGCAGCAUGCCAUUCUGUAGUGGAUCCACUUCUAUACAAAACGAACUGUAUGUAUGACUCUUGCAACUAUGCUAAUAGUGAAGACCACAUGUGUGCAGCUCUCUCAUCUUACGUACAUGCCUGUGCUAGAAUGGGAGUUCUAAUAACAGGAUGGAGAGAUACUAACUGUGAUGUCUCCACCAAAUGCCCAAGCACCAUGAAGUACAGCUACAAUGUCACAGCCUGCCAGCCUACUUGCCGUUCCCUCAGUGAGCUUGAUGUCACUUGCAAUAUCGACUUUGUGCCCAUUGAUGGCUGCAUUUGUGCAGAUGGAACCUACCUUAAUGAGUAUGGCAAAUGUGUUCCCCGUGACCAAUGUCCCUGCUAUUUCAGGGGAAAACUAUUGAAAUCUGGAGAAACAAUUAAGGAACUUGGAGCACUGUGUACCUGCUCUCUGGGAAAACUGGACUGCAUUGGACACCUUAAUCUUUCGAAAGUGUGUAAGUCCCCUAAGGUCUACUUUGACUGCGCUAACCAAAGUGCUAGCACCACUGGUGUGGAAUGUGAGAAAAGCUGUCAGACUCUUGAUAUGAACUGUUACAGCGCUCAAUGCGUGUCUGGCUGCAUGUGCCCUGAAGGAUUCAUAGCAAAUGGAACGGACGGAUGUAUUACAGAGGAUCAGUGCCCCUGCGUGUACAACAAUGAUGCCUAUGCAGAGGGUUCUUCGAUUAGAGUUUCAUGCAAAACAUGCACCUGUAGAAACAGAAUGUGGAGCUGCACUGGUGAGACUUGUUUGGCAACCUGUGCGGUGUAUGGAGACGGCCACUAUUACACAUUCGACAGCAACAGAUAUGGUUUCAGUGGAGACUGUCAAUAUGUCCUGGCUCAAGAUUAUUGUGCUGAUCCCAAUAAUGGUACCUUCCGCAUCAUCACUGAAAACAUUCCAUGUGGUAGCACAGGAACCACUUGUUCUAAGUCCAUUCGAUUCUAUCUUGGAAAUAAUUUACUUAUACUUUCUGAAGAAAAAUUUGAAGUGCAGGUUACGGGUUCUGGAACUUAUGUGCCAUACAAAGUGCACCAGAUGGGUAUAUUUUUGGUGAUUGAGACUCUGAAUGGAAUCGUUCUGGUGUGGGAUAAAAAAACAAGUAUUUAUAUUAAGCUUCAACCAGAUUUUAAGGGCAAAAUUUGUGGCUUAUGCGGCAACUAUGAUGGAAACUCUGUAAAUGACUUCACCACCAGAAGUCUAUCAAUUGUUUCAGAUGUAUUGGAAUUUGGAGACAGCUGGAAACAAUCCACAAGUUGUCCUGCUCCUUUGGCCAUUGGCGAUUCUUGUGCAGCCAACGCAUACAGGAAGCCAUGGGCAGAGAAAAAGUGCAGCGUUAUCAUUGGUACCACCUUUGCCGCUUGCCAUGCUGUCGUGAACCCAAAUCCAUAUUACAGCACAUGUAUUAAUGAUGCUUGUGCUUGUGAUACUGGUGGGGAUUGUGAGUGUCUCUGUACUGCAAUUGCUGCAUAUGCUCAAGCCUGUAGUGAGGCUGGUGCGUGCGUCAGCUGGAGAACCCCAGAUUUCUGUCCUUUGUUCUGUGAUUACUACAACCUUGAAGGACAGUGUGAAUGGCACUACCAAGCCUGUGGAGCACCAUGCAUGAGGACUUGCAGGAACCCCACUGGAUUGUGCUAUUACAAGCUGGUGGGCUUAGAAGGUUGCUACCCAGUAUGUCCACCUGACAGACCUUACUUUGAUGAAGAAAGGAUGACCUGUGUGAGAUCUUGCUGUUAUGAUAGCAGAGGCAGGAAUUAUCCAUUUGGUGGAGUGAUGCCCAGAGAGCCUGAGGAUGCUAACUGUACAAUUUGUGUUUGCACCAGAGGAGGAAGACAGUGCUUUGCUGAUACAGGUUGUUGCGAGUAUGAUGCUACAAUGUAUACAACAUCACAACCAAUCUACUGUACUACUGAUGGACUGGGAGGUAGUGUCCAUGCCAUAUGUGAGAAUGGAACAAUCACAAGAUACGCUACAAAUUCACCUUGCACAAAAACGACAACAUCAACUCCAGUGACUACAACAAGGACUACAACACGUGUUACUACAGUAACAUCCCCACCACCAGAUUGUUUCUACUACCCCACUCCUGACACAACUCCUGAUGGUCACCUUGUUCCUCCUUACACUAAUCCUGAUACUGUUCCUUCGGCAACUCCAUUCUGUACAUUGACCCCAUGGAUUGAUGUAAGCAACCCACAAUUUGGGGGAACUGGAGAUGAUGAAUCUUUUGACAAUAUCAGAAGAAAUGGAAUUUCCAUCUGUAAUGAGACCAUGACUAUUAUGAGUGUUGAUUGCAGAGCAAAAAAAUUUCCCUAUGCUUCACUGGCAGACUUAGGACAAACCAUUACAUGCAACAAAGAUGUAGGUUUGAUUUGCCUGAACAGCGAGAACACCCGAAUAUGUGACAACUAUGAAAUCCAAAUCCAAUGCUGCACUCCAAAUAGAGCUAUAGAACCAACACCAAAAACUCCUAUAGUUUCAUCUGCUUCUUCAAAUGAUGCUCCUCCCAACACAAAUCCUGAUACUGUUCCCUUGGCAACUCCAUUCUGUACAUUGACCCCAUGGAUUGAUGUAAGCAACCCACAAUUUGGGGGAACUGGAGAUGAUGAAUCUUUUGACAAUAUCAGAAAAAAUGGAAUCUCCAUUUGUAAUGAGACCAUGACUAUUAUGAGCGUUGUUUGCAGAGCAAAAAAAUUUCCCGAUGCUUCACUGGCUGACUUAGAACAAACCCUAACAUGCAACAAAGAUGUAGGUUUGAUUUGCCUGAACAGUGAGAACUUCCCAAUGUGUUACAACUAUGAAAUCCAAAUCCAAUGCUGCACUCCAAAUAGAGCUAUAGAACCAACACCAAAAACUCCUAUACUUUCAACUACCACUUCAAAUGAUGCUCCUCCCAACACAAAUCCUGAUACUGUUCCCUUGGCAACUCCAUUCUGUACAUUGACCCCAUGGAUUGAUGUAAGCUAUCCACAAUUUGGGGGAACUGGAGAUGAUGAAUCUUUUGACAAUAUCAGAAGAAAUGGAAUUUCCAUUUGUAAUGAGACCAUGACUAUUAUGAGUGUUGAUUGCAGAGCAAAAAAAUUUCCUGAUGCUUCACUGGCUGACAUAGGACAAACCAUAACAUGCAACAAAGAUAGCUAUAGAACCAACACCAAAAACUCCUAUAGUUUCAACUACUUGUUCAAUGCGUACAACAACUACUACAAGCAGUCCAACUACAACAACAACCACAAGUCAUCCAACAACAACUACAAGCCCGACAACAACAACACAAUCUCCAACAACCACCACAAGCAGUCCAACAACCACAACCCAUCCAACAACGACUACAACAACCACAAGUCAUCCAACAACUACAACAACCACAAGUCAUCCAACAACAACUACAACAACAACCACAACUACAACUCAUCCAACAACUACUACAACUACAAGUCCAACAACAACAACAACAACCACAAGCCAUCCACCAACUACAACAACAACCCAUCCAACAACUACAAGUCCACAAACUACAACAACAACCACAAGCCCUCCAACAACUACAUCAACUCAUACAACUACGACAACUCCAACAACAACAACGACUACCACAAGCCCUCCAACAACUACAUCAACUCAUACAACUACUACAACUCCAACAACAACUACCACAAGCCCUCCAACAACUACAUCUACUAUAGAGACCACAACCAGUGUUACUACACUUGUACUACUCCCUCUCCACGUCUUGUCCCAUCACCCCCUGUCUGUACAUUGACCCCAUGGAUUGAUGUAAGCUAUCCAGAAUCUGGGGGAACUGGAGAUGAUGAAUCUUUUGAUAAUAUCAGAAGAAAUGGAAUCUCCAUCUGUAAUGAGACCAUGACUAUUAUGAGUGUUGAUUGCAGAGCAAAAAAUUUUCCUGAUACUUCACUGGCUGACAUAAGACAAACCAUAACAUGCAACAAAGAUGUAGGUUUGAUUUGCCUGAACAGCGAGAACACCCGAAUAUGUGAUAACUAUGAAAUCCAAAUCCAAUGCUGCACUCCAAAUAGAGCUAUAGAACCAACACCAAAAACUCCUAUAGUUUCAACUACUAAUUCAAAUGAUGCUCCUCCCAACACAAAUCCUGAUACUGUUCCCUUGGCAACUCCAUUCUGUACUGUGACCCCAUGGAUUGAUGUAAGCUAUCCACAAUUUGGGGGAACUGGAGAUGAUGAAUCUUUUGACAAUAUCAGAAGAAAUGGAAUUUCCAUUUGUAAUGAGACCAUGACUGUUAUGAGUGUUGAUUGCAGAGCAAAAAAUUUUCCGGAUGCUUCACUGGCUGACAUAGGACAAACCAUAACAUGCAACAAAGAUGUAGGUUUGAUUUGCCUGAACAGCGAGAACUCCCCAAUAUGUGACAACUAUGAAAUCCAAAUUCAUUGCUGCACUGGUACUACUACUACUAUGGAAACAACAACAGAAACACCUUUAGAAACAACAGAAACAGUUGUAGAGACAACAACUUGUUCAAUGACUACCACAACAACCACAAGUAGUCCAACAACAACCUCAACCACGACCCAUCCAACAACUACAACAACAACUUCACCUACAACAACCACAACAACCUCAACCCAUACAACAACUACAAGUCCAACAACAACUACAAGUCCAACAACAACAACAACAACAAGCCAUCCAACAACAACAACAACAAGCCAUCCAACAACAACAAGCAUUCCAACCACUACAACUACAAGCCAUCCAACCACUACAACCACAAGCAUUCCAACAACUACAACCACAAGCCAUCCAACCACUACAACCACAAGCAUUCCAACAACUACAACCACAAGCCAUCCAACCACUACAACCACAAGCAUUCCAACAACAACAACAACUAGCCAUCCAACAACUACAACAACCCAUCCAACAACUACAACAACAACCCAUCCAACCACUUCAACAACAACAACCACAAGCCCUCCAACAACAUCCACUACAGAGACCACAACCAGUGUAACUACAGUAACAUCUACCAGAACACAUGCUUGUACUACUCCUUCUCCACGUCUUGUCUCUUCAACCCCUCCACGUCUUGUCUCAUCAACCCCUCCACGUCUUGUCUCAUCAACCCCUGUCUGUACUGUGACCCCAUGGAUUGAUGUAAGCUAUCCACAAUUUGGGGGAACUGGAGAUGAUGAAUCUUUUGAUAAUAUCAGAAGAAAUGGAAUCUCCAUCUGUAAUGAGACCAUGACUAUUGUGAGUGUUGAUUGCAGAGCAAAAAAUUUUCCCGAUGCUUCACUGGCUGACAUAAGACAAACCAUAACAUGCAACAAAGAUGUAGGUUUGAUUUGCCUGAACAGCGAGAACUCCCCAAUAUGUGACAACUAUGAAAUCCAAAUUCAUUGCUGCACUGGUACUACUACUACUAUGGAAACAACAACAGAAACACCUUUAGAAACAACAGAAACAGUUGUAGAGACAACAACUUGUUCAAUGACAACCACAGCUACCACAAGCAGCCCAACAACAACCUCAACCACGACCCAUCCAACAACUACAACAACAACUUCACCUACAACAACCACAACAACCUCAACCCAUACAACAACUACAAGUCCAACAACAACUACAAGUCCAACAACAACAACAACAACAAGCCAUCCAACAACAACAACAACAAGCCAUCCAACAACCACAAGCAUUCCAACCACUACAACUACAAGCCAUCCAACCACUACAACCACAAGCAUUCCAACAACUACAACCACAAGCCAUCCAACCACUACAACCACAAGCAUUCCAACAACUACAACCACAAGCCAUCCAACCACUACAACCACAAGCAUUCCAACAACAACAACAACUAGCCAUCCAACAACUACAACAACCCAUCCAACAACUACAACAACAACCCAUCCAACCACUUCAAGAACAACAACAACAACCACAAGCCCUCCAACAACAUCCACUACAGAGACCACAACCAGUGUAACUACAGUAACAUCUACCAGAACACAUGCUUGUACUACUCCUUCUCCACGUCUUGUCUCAUCAACCCCUCCACGUCUUGUCUCAUCAACCCCUCCACGUCUUGUCUCAUCAACCCCUGUCUGUACUGUGACCCCAUGGAUUGAUGUAAGCUAUCCACAAUUUGGGGGAACUGGAGAUGAUGAAUCUUUUGAUAAUAUCAGAAGAAAUGGAAUCUCCAUCUGUAAUGAGACCAUGACUAUUGUGAGUGUUGAUUGCAGAGCAAAAAAUUUUCCCGAUGCUUCACUGGCUGACAUAAGACAAACCAUAACAUGCAACAAAGAUGUAGGUUUGAUUUGCCUGAACAGCGAGAACUCCCCAAUAUGUGACAACUAUGAAAUCCAAAUUCAUUGCUGCACUGGUACUACUACUACUAUGGAAACAACAACAGAAACACCUUUAGAAACAACAGAAACAGUUGUAGAGACAACAACUUGUUCAAUGACAACCACAGCUACCACAAGCAGCCCAACAACAACCUCAACCACGACCCAUCCAACAACUACAACAACAACUUCACCUACAACAACCACAACAACCUCAACCCAUACAACAACUACAAGUCCAACAACAACUACAACUUGUACUACUCCUUCUCCACGUCUUGUCUCAUCAACCCCUCCACGUCUUGUCUCAUCAACCCCUGUCUGUACUGUGACCCCAUGGAUUGAUGUAAGCUAUCCACAAUUUGGGGGAACUGGAGAUGAUGAAUCUUUUGAUAAUAUCAGAAGAAAUGGAAUCUCUAUCUGUAAUGAGACCAUGACUAUUGUGAGUGUUGAUUGCAGAGCAAAAAAUUUUCCCGAUGCUUCACUGGCUGACAUAAGACAAACCAUAACAUGCAACAAAGAUGUAGGUUUGAUUUGCCUGAACAGCGAGAACUCCCCAAUAUGUGACAACUAUGAAAUCCAAAUUCAUUGCUGCACUGGUACUACUACUACUAUGGAAACAACAACAGAAACACCUUUAGAAACAACAGAAACAGUUGUAGAGACAACAACUUGUUCAAUGACAACCACAGCUACCACAAGCAGCCCAACAACAACCUCAACCACGACCCAUCCAACAACUACAACAACAACUUCACCUACAACAACCACAACAACCUCAACCCAUACAACAACUACAAGUCCAACAACAACUACAAGUCCAACAACAACAACAACUACAACAACAAGCCAUCCAACAACAACAACAACAAGCCAUCCAACAACCACAAGCAUUCCAACCACUACAACUACAAGCCAUCCAACCACUACAACCACAAGCAUUCCAACAACUACAACCACAAGCCAUCCAACCACUACAACCACAAGCAUUCCAACAACUACAACCACAAGCCAUCCAACCACUACAACCACAAGCAUUCCAACAACAACAACAACUAGCCAUCCAACAACUACAACAACCCAUCCAACAACAACAACCCAUCCAACCACUUCAAGAACAACAACAACAACCACAAGCCCUCCAACAACAUCCACUACAGAGACCACAACCAGUGUAACUACAGUAACAUCUACCAGAACACAUGCUUGUACUACUCCUUCUCCACGUCUUGUCUCAUCAACCCCUCCACGUCUUGUCUCAUCAACCCCUCCACGUCUUGUCUCAUCAACCCCUGUCUGUACUGUGACCCCAUGGAUUGAUGUAAGCUAUCCACAAUUUGGGGGAACUGGAGAUGAUGAAUCUUUUGAUAAUAUCAGAAGAAAUGGAAUCUCCAUCUGUAAUGAGACCAUGACUAUUGUGAGUGUUGAUUGCAGAGCAAAAAAUUUUCCCGAUGCUUCACUGGCUGACAUAAGACAAACCAUAACAUGCAACAAAGAUGUAGGUUUGAUUUGCCUGAACAGCGAGAACUCCCCAAUAUGUGACAACUAUGAAAUCCAAAUUCAUUGCUGCACUGGUACUACUACUACUAUGGAAACAACAACAGAAACACCUUUAGAAACAACAGAAACAGUUGUAGAGACAACAACUUGUUCAAUGACAACCACAGCUACCACAAGCAGCCCAACAACAACCUCAACCACGACCCAUCCAACAACUACAACAACAACUUCACCUACAACAACCACAACAACCUCAACCCAUACAACAACUACAAGUCCAACAACAACUACAAGUCCAACAACAGCAACAACUACAACAACAAGCCAUCCAACAACAACAACAACAAGCCAUCCAACAACCACAAGCAUUCCAACCACUACAACUACAAGCCAUCCAACCACUACAACCACAAGCAUUCCAACAACUACAACCACAAGCCAUCCAACCACUACAACCACAAGCAUUCCAACAACUACAACCACAAGCCAUCCAACCACUACAACCACAAGCAUUCCAACAACAACAACAACUAGCCAUCCAACAACUACAACAACCCAUCCAACAACUACAACAACAACCCAUCCAACCACUUCAAGAACAACAACAACAACCACAAGCCCUCCAACAACAUCCACUACAGAGACCACAACCAGUGUAACUACAGUAACAUCUACCAGAACACAUGCUUGUACUACUCCUUCUCCACGUCUUGUCUCAUCAACCCCUCCACGUCUUGUCUCAUCAACCCCUGUCUGUACUGUGACCCCAUGGAUUGAUGUAAGCUAUCCACAAUUUGGGGGAACUGGAGAUGAUGAAUCUUUUGAUAAUAUCAGAAGAAAUGGAAUCUCCAUCUGUAAUGAGACCAUGACUAUUGUGAGUGUUGAUUGCAGAGCAAAAAAUUUUCCCGAUGCUUCACUGGCUGACAUAAGACAAACCAUAACAUGCAACAAAGAUCCCAACAACAACCUCAACCACGACCCAUCCAACAACUACAACAACAACUUCACCUACAACAACCACAACAACCUCAACCCAUACAACAACUACAAGUCCAACAACAACUACAAGUCCAACAACAACCUCAACCACAAGCCCUCCAACAACUACAACGACAAUUCCAACAACCACAAGCCAUCCAACAACUACAACAACAAGUCCAACAACAACCACAACAUCUACAUCAACAACACAUACAACUUCUACCUAUGUCACUAUCACUUCAACAUCUGGGACAACUACUUCUACAGUGCCAACUACAUCAACAACUACAACAUCCACAUCAUCUACACCUACUACAACUACAGUAUCUACAACCAUCUCAACUACAAGUACAGAGACCACAACAUCAGAACCCACUACAUCCUUAACUCCAACAACUACAUUUUCAACAAUCACCACAUCAACAAGAUGUUAUUGCCAAGUACAAACAACCUUAUAUAUCAGUGGUGAACGUCUCUUUACUAUUAUGGACAAAGCUGGCUGUGAAUAUUAUGCAUUAUGUAAUGAUACCUGCCAACUACAAAGAUAUGUUGGGAAUUGUACUACUACAACUGUCAGCACAACAUCUUCAACAGAGACCUCAUCAACAACUGCAGGUCCCACGCCAACUACAACUUGUCUUAUGUGGAUGCCUACUGAAUCACACACUACACCAGACUCAAAAUCAUCAACAGUUUCAUCAUAUUUAGAAUCAUCUUCAACUUCUCCACAUUUUAAAAUAGGGUCAAGUCCCACACCAGAUACAGGUGUAUCAUCUACACCUGGUAGUGACAUACACUCCACAAAAAUAACACUUUCAACAUCAUCCACACCUGAUUUCUCUACCAGUGUGUCAC